Urocitellus parryii (Arctic ground squirrel) is the source of this 11297-nucleotide messenger RNA. RefSeq names its product zinc and ring finger 2 (gene Znrf2). Gene Ontology annotation, molecular function: ubiquitin protein ligase activity. The record is from RefSeq and is a predicted model, not a curated record. Gene Ontology annotation, biological process: protein K48-linked ubiquitination; proteasome-mediated ubiquitin-dependent protein catabolic process. Lineage: Eukaryota; Metazoa; Chordata; Mammalia; Rodentia; Sciuridae. Gene Ontology annotation, cellular component: membrane; cytoplasm; intracellular membrane-bounded organelle.
CAGAGCGCGGUGGCAGAGAGCGGCAGCGGCCCGUCGUGGCGCACCAGAACCGAAACCAGCGGCCGCCGCACCGCCACCUGAGCCACCUCCUGCGCCGGAUCCAGCGAGCGGCGCCCGCCGCCGCCGAACCAGGCCCUCCUCCCUCUCACCUCACCUCCUGCGCCCAGUCAGGUCGCCGGCCUCGCCCGCCGCCCCGAGGAGAAAAGCGCUCCGCGUGCCGACCGCCCCUCGGGGCGCCGGGCGGUGGCCCUGGACGUGCGGGGGCCCCAGUGGGCCGGCCGCGGCGCCUCGGCCCUGCCCUCUCGCUCCUCCGCUCGCUCCCGCCCUCCCGGCGCUCGGGGCCCUACGCGCGGGCCCGGCCCGGGGCAGGGCGGACAUGGGCGCCAAGCAGAGCGGCCCGGCCGCCGCUAACGGCCGUACCCGUGCGUACUCAGGCUCGGAUCUACCUUCCAGCAGCAGCGGAGGGGCCAAUGGGACCGCGGGCAGCGGCGGCGGGGCUCGGGAGGCGGCCGCGGGCAGGUUUCCGGCUCAGGUGCCUAGUGCACAUCAGCCCAGCGCUUCGGGCGGCGCAGCGGCGGCCUCGGCGGCCCCGGCAGCCCCGCGCAGCCGCUCCCUCGGCGGGGCCGUGGGGAGCGUGGCGUCGGGGGCCCGAGCCGCGCAGUCCUCCUUCAGCAUCCCCAACAGCAGCAGCGGUCCGUACGGCUCGCAGGACUCGGUGCACAGCAGCCCCGAGGACGGCGGCGGCGGCGGCGGCGGCAGGGACCGGCCGGCGGGCGGGGGCCCCGGCGGACCGCGCCUGGUGAUCGGCUCCCUCCCAGCUCACCUCUCGCCGCACAUGUUUGGAGGAUUUAAGUGCCCUGUAUGCUCAAAAUUUGUACCCUCUGAUGAAAUGGAUUUGCACCUUGUGAUGUGUUUAACAAAGCCAAGAAUAACCUAUAAUGAGGAUGUACUGAGUAAAGAUGCUGGGGAAUGUGCAAUAUGUCUUGAAGAAUUGCAGCAGGGAGAUACUAUAGCACGACUGCCUUGCCUAUGCAUAUAUCAUAAAAGCUGCAUAGAUGAAUGGUUUGAAGUAAAUAGAUCUUGUCCUGAGCACCCUUCAGAUUAAGCAUCAGAUUCCUGUUUUAUAGGUUUUCUUGUCUUUUCAAGAUGCUUGAAAAAUCUAGAGGAUUUGAGGAUCUGUCUCUGGAAAAAAAAAAGAAUGCAGGCUUACUCAGCCAGAAAUCUGGGUUCUGUGAGACUUGGUAAUACAGAGAUGGACAAUCACACAAGAAAAAAGAAAAAACAUCCUGCUGAAGAGAGGACAGUAACCACAGAACUCAGUGUACCAAACUUGCAUAUAAGGGACACACAGGGAUUUUGAAAAUGCUGCACAUCCCUUAAUAGUCAUCUACAUAGGUAAUACUGAUGAACAUUUUGUAUUCAGACGCCAAAGUUAACUGAUUUAAAAGUUGAUUUACUUUUUAUUCAGUUCUCUAGAGCUACGCAACUAGCUGUGUUUUGAUUUGUUUUGUUUUGUUUCUUUAGUUUGGGGUCUCUCUUAUUUCCCCCAACAUAAUGUUUCUGCAUUCACUUAUUCUUAAAUUGAAAAACCAUAUAAGUUACUUCUCAUGAAGUCUUAAAUGUGAAACCAAGAAAUGUAAUCAAGCAGUAAAACAUUCUCUGAAUGUAGACCAUGAUCUCAAGUUCUUCCAUUUUUUCCCCCAAGUGUGGAAAACUAAUUUCUACAUAGGAAAACUAAAAUAUGUUUGUUUUUAAAUUAAAGGUUUAAUAUUAUCAGAAUGCUGCCCAAAGAAUAAAUCAAGUUACAUAAUUACAUUUUAAUUAAAUAAAUGUAGAAAUUGUCUACUGAAUUGUAGUUUAUGAAAUAUAUUGUUUCCUCUUAAAUAAAACUGCUCAACAUUUAAUCAGCAAUCAUCUUGCAGCUAUGCAACUUUUAAAAUAAUAUAAAUUAUUCAUUUUAAGUGCUGCCAGCUAUAUAAUAACUUUGUUUUAACGGGUAUUUUUUUCUUUUUUCAUGUAAUUAUUUUAUUGUACUUUGCAUCUCCAGGCAGUUUUCCCACAUUUGGGUAACAUGUGUAGCAGAGCAUAAGCCUAAAAUUUAUGAAAAGAGUAAAACAGAAAUUUCUGAAGUGGAAGUUGGAAUAAUUUGAGGGGUAUUUUAUAUACCUUUAAACAUCAGGAUUUAAAAUUGGGAUGUCAGGUUUAUAGCAAUUCACACCUUUAAUUUUCCAGAUAAUCUGGAAGUUAACAUUUGAUAAAUGAUUUUUUAAAGCAAAGCAAAUACAAAGAUUUUGUUAAUUUAUAAUUUAUUAAUGUGUUACUACUCUUAUUGAAAAUGUUAGAGACUUUUAAAUUGAGCCUUGUGUAGAAAAAAAAUGUAUUAAGCAAAAUUAUGUGAAUAAAUAUUCCCCCAAAAUAUAUCUGAAUGGUUAAAAAUACUGGAAGAGAGCUAUCAGGGCUACAAUAGUGAAUGUCUUUAAAAUAUAUAAGUAGAUUUUGCAUUUUCAACAUAGGGAAAAUGUUAUCAGUAAAUAUUUAGGCAGUGCACUUUACUUAGUUUAAUUGAGAGUUGCACAAUACUGUUUCCUUAUUUUAAGCUCUCUUUAAUGUAUUUAAGUAUUUGCUUUUAAAUUUAACACUGCUGCUCUUAUUUUCCUUUAGUUUGUUUCCCUACUCUAUUGCUUCUGUUUCAUACUUUAUAAAAGGGCAAUUACAGGAGCAACUGCUGCUACCCAGAAAAAUUUGUGUAUUAUGAAUAAUUAAAAUAAUUUUUAAUUGCUUUUUGUAUGAUUUCAAACUAGAUAACAUUUUCCCUCAAGUUAUGCUGUGAAAAAUGCCAUUUGUUAUGCUGCAAUUGCUAAAAAGAAUCCAAAACCUCCAUUGUGUCAGCCAACAGCACAGUUUCAUAGGUGCUUUUUUUAGUAGUUGUAGAAAAUUAUUUUCCCUCAAGGGAAACAUUCUUAACUUUUUUUCAUAAAAUCUUAGUUUGAAUUUAUUUCACAUUUUCAAUUGUGUAAGCUUUUGCAUCCUCCCCUCAUGUACUCCCCCAAGGAAAGCCUCUUAGACUGUGAAUAAUUAAUUUGUUUUCUACUACUGGUAUAUUGUGAUAAGAAUUACUUUGUUGUCUUCCAUUCUUAAGAGAUUUAUUAUAGCUGUGGUAAUUAAUUGUUUAUAUUCUGGAAGUUGAUUUUCUGAUAUAGCUUACUUGUAAACUUUACUUUUUGAACUGUACCGGCUUAAGUUCACUUUUCCUUGUUUACCUUGUCCCAUAUUCUCAGUCUUAAUAAUUUAGCCUAUGUCUAUCAUAAGGCUCUGUGCUGCAGCUGCUACAAUUGAAGCUCCUGGGAUUUUAAAGAAAGUUUAGUGUUUGUCAGUGUCGAUGCUACUUGAUUAUUAAUAUUUGUAUAGAAAUUUUUACUGAAAUCUGUUUAAAACAACCCCUUUUGUUAGCAUUUACAAAGUUAUUAUUUUUAUUUUAAAUUCAAUCUCUAAUGACUUCUUAGAAUGAAGAAUUUAGGGAAAAGGAGGCGGUGGGGGGAGGGGUAAGCUCAAAUGCUCCAGUUUUUAUUCAAAAUCAAAGUCAUUAUUCUGGAAAAUACUAUAAGUGUUGGUCUAUAAUGUCUCUUAUAAUAUUUGCAGUCUGUAUGCAAACACUGAAUAGUAUAAGUGGGACAUAAAAUUAUGUUGGAUAUUUAAAUAUUCAGCUGAAACUACUGAACACUAAAUAUUAUGGAAAUUAAAAGCCUGGAUUAUCAAGUUGGUUUAUAGCUUUCUAGAAGAAUCUUUGUAAGUACUCAUCUUUAAAUAAGGUUACAUGUGCAUAUAUAGAAAGCAAUAUGUUUUUAAAUUUCACUUUAGUGCCACUUUUUGUCCAUAAUGGAUUUAUUGCCAAUUUGACAUACUACUUUGAUCCAUCUUUUUUUUUCUGUUUGCCGGAAUGUUUAAUAUCUGACUCUUUACCAGAGAAAUAGUAGACUAACUAUAGUCUUCAUGUUUUGCAGAUUUAGUUACAAGUCAUAUUAUAUAUUGUUUUAAGAGCCAUGUUUAAGAUUGAAAUAUAAACAAUUGUUUCUAUAACUGAUUUUUGGUGAUAAAAGAAACAUUGAAAAGUCAUUUUGUUAACUGCUGCAUAAUAUAUAGGUUUUGGUUUCUUAAGUGCAAAUCUUAUAUUUCUUUUAAAUGUUGUAUGAUUAUUUCAGUUUUUACCCUCUAGAAUGUAGCCCCAAAAUGAUGAGGACCACCUUAGCAUAUCUGCAGUAUAUAUUAGAUUUCAUUUUCAAUGAGUUAAUGAAAAUGGAAGAAUUCUUUUCAAAGCUUAUUUGACUCAUGGCUGUGUUUCUAAGUAAGGGUAUGGUGAAGUUUAAGGGCAAUCAUUUAAAUAUUAUAGCAAGUCAUAGGGUUAUUCCUUUAAGUGAAAAAUACUGUAAAUUCAAUGUAAAUAUUAUCUACUUUUAUGUACUGACUUGGAGAGUGGAAGAUGGGAAUUUUCUCAACAGUAAGCUACAUUUGAACAAAGCAUGAAACUUUUUUAAAAUUCAAGAAUAGUUGGAUUUAUCACCUAAUUUAUACCCACACUAUGCAUUGGUAAUAAUAUCCAAAUUAUCUUAUUCUUUCACAGAGGAAGUUUCCAUUUAAAUCAGAGUGUUGGAAACUGUGUAAAACUACUUAGGGGUAAAUGGUGCUUAUUAAAUAUAAGUACAAUUUGUUAGUUGCUAGAAGUCUUCUAGUUCAUUUGGGCCAUUUUCUUGCAAUUUUGAUUUAUCCUGAAGUAAACUCAGUAUAUAGUAAUAAUGAGUAAUUCAACUUGAAGUGUCAUUUGUUCACUGUACCUUGUUAUUAUACAGGUAUUUUCUUAGUUUAAAACAAAAACAAAAAAACUAGCAUGUCUGUGCUUUGUUUUUGGCCCAUUCUCCUAUUUUUCCUGAGGUACGUAACUUCCGAUAUAUAUAUUUUUUGCAAUGUUGUAAAUAACAGUGAUUAUAUUAUUCAUUUUACUAUCUACUGUCUUUCCUUCUUUACCCAGAUCUUUUCAUUGUAAAACUGAGUUGCCACUUGGUUUUUUUUCAAAGGAAAGUGCUACUUGGUGUACUACAAGUAGUGAUUCAUAUUCAGGAACAGCUGGUAAAACUUUUUUGGUAAUAACUUCCCAAACAAUACUUUAGUGCCAUAUUCUGUGAAUGCUGUGCUUAAGCUAGGAAACAGAAUGUUUUUUCAAUCACCCGAUUCCUGUAUUAAAUGGGAAAUACCUGGACUCCUAAGUUAACUGAUUUUCUGUGGACAGUAAAAGGCUUUGACAAAACCAGGUGUAUUUAAUUAUUUAGUUUUAGCUGAAAAUGCAAUGUUACUGUACUGAGCGGAAUUGUUUGAUUUUCAGUUAUUUAAGCCAUUAUUAAUUUUAGACCAAUGGCUAAUAAUGAGAUAGAUUUUUGUUCAUAGAGAGAGAACAGCAUGACAUGAAGUAACAUUUCAGAAAUAAAUGGAAGCAUUUUAAGUGAUACUGUAGUAACUUUUAACCACACUAUAUUUCUUAGCUCUGCCCUUGACAGUGAGGUGUACCUGUCACGGACACUGCCUCUUGGCAUCAGAAGUGACUGAGUUCUUCUGUAAUUAAAUGUUCAUGCUUUCCUUUUCCGAUUUGGUAUGUUGAAAUUGGUGAGCACUGAUCAUUUGUUUGAUAAACUUACAGUGCUGCCUUGUAUCCUGUUAUUAGUAAACUUGGUACCAGUAUUUUGAAAAUGUUUCAUUAUUAUUCGAUUUUGAGUAUUUGGGUGCAUAUAAUAGAGUUAGCAUACUCUAGAGGGAGAUACAAAAAGUACAUUGGAAUUUGAUGAUGAUUCUGAUUAUCACUUCAUUACAUUUCUUUCCAGUGACUCUUUAUGUGAGUUUCAUUGUUUGAAAAUCAUGGUAAUGAUAGGAAUUUAUUUACCUCUGUUGUUUUAUUGCUUUAUCCAUGGUUUCCACAACUCUUUUGUAAUACCUCUUAAUUUCCUCUAUUUGAAAGUAUUUUUCUGUUAAAUAAGUUACAAAAAGUACCAGUCACAACAAAUAGAGAAAAUGUAUUAGGAACAACUUGUAUUAGUGUGUUCUAAACUAAAAUGGAACAAUUCAUUAUUGAUAUUUUAAUAAAUAAACUUCCAAAUGAUCUUGCUAAAUUAUCCCAUUAUUUAGAAGUGAAAAAAAUAAUGCUUUUAAGGAAAAUCGUCAUAUUUCCUUUGUCCAUAAGUUGACAGUAUAUUAUAAUAAAACUGAGAAAUAUCUGAAUGCUGAAAAGUUACCAUGAAUUAAUUGAUGUUAUUGCUUCUUUAAUUUUGUAUAUCCAUUAUCACAAAAUUGACCCCAAAAUUACUACUUAAAAUUCUGUAACAGCUUAAGAAAUUAUUGUAGUGUCGAUGGACAAAGAGAUUUUUCUUCAUUAUUUAAGUGAAGAUAUACUUUGAAAUUUCUAAUGUAAAACCUACCUGUAAAUUUUAUAAUUGAAAUAUGAUUGGAGAGCUGUUAAGUUUUGAGGAGGGAUGCUCUGCUAGUAUACAAUCAUAGCUUUUAAAAGUUGUAGUUAGUAGCAUUCUGCUGUGUUUUAGAAGAAUAAUAAAUCUUUGGAAGCAUAGUUUUCAUGAUAUCAGAGUUACUGAAUUUUGUGGCAUAGUAAUUAAGAACCUGAGUUCUAGAGCCAGAUGGCUGGACAUUGAGCAAGAUAAUUUCUCUUAUCCUCACUUUUUUCUGUUAAAAAAAAGUAAUAUCAAUUCCUAUAUAAGGAUUAUUUUAUUAAGUGGGAAGGUACAUAUAUGUAAGAUCAGGCACAUAGUAAGCUCUUAAUAAUAUUUGUGGCUAAUACAAACAAAAAUUCUGUGCCCUUCUAUGAAUAAGUUUUUGUUAUUCUGUCCAGUCAUGAAGUGUGAUAGUAAUAUCUUAAGACCUUAAUUGAUGUGUUUAAAGAAGCUAUUAAUAGAGAACUUUAUGGGUUCUUAUUUCCAUGCUCAUAAAAUCUAGUGACUAUUGUCUCAAUAACCAAAAAUUAAGCAUUAUACAAUUUGUGCAUGGCUAGGACCAAGAAUACAGAAAUGAAAGAUGGCUGCCCUCAAGGAACUUAUUUUAUAGUGGGUGAAGCCAAGAAAUAAUCAAGCAUGUAAGGAGAGUGAUGAAUGCUGGCAGAGGUAAACACAAGCUGUUGUGAAGAUACAAAAGAGUUAUUAAACUCAGACUAGACGAGAAUGGUAAGUCUUCAAGAACAAAUAGAUCAUACCUCUAAGGAACUUGGAUAAAGGAAUAUGCCAAUUGUGAAGUUUGGGGAUGGUGUUCUUAAGGCAGAAAACAGCACAUAUCCAAGAUGGAGAAAAGCAUGAGAGUCUUCAAGACUUACUCUGUCUAGAGAGGUAAGCAAAUAAAAAAUCUUGCAGAGAUAUGUACACAAAAUUAUGAUUUUCGGAAGGAAAAAGACAAUCAUACAUUUCAGAUUAGACAGAUGGGAUUAGAGGCAGAGAGAAGUGUUAGGAAAUUUAUAAUAAUUCAGAUAAAAUGAUAAAAGCUCUAGAUUAUGAUUCCCAACCCAUUUUAAUGCACCUGAUACAAUUUCAUUGAAAUAGUCACACAAUUGAAAACUUGAAACUUAGAGAGUGGAAUUGACUCAUUUUAGAAGUCAUUUGCAUAUAAGGAAAUGAGAGACAAGCCCAGGAGUAUAACUUCUAGUAUUCUUUUUACAUCUUGAAAGGUUGAAUCUCUACCUGGCAAAAGUGGAUUAUGCCAGUGUAUCUGUUGGGGAAUCGGAAAUAAGGAACACUAAUUCUAAACUGAAGGAAAUAAAUUUUAAGUGGGAGGCAGAGCCUCAAGAGAGAAGCCAGACAUGAAUAUUUGGCAAGUUGUGAGAAAGCAGGAAGUGUGAUAAAUGCAUGUGUAGUCUUUUAUGGUUCAGGAGGUGUGUAGAUACAAAUAUUGCCAACCCUGUUAGCAGUAAUUGUGUAAUUGGGGUACACAAAACUAGUUGAACAAUGUCUAGCUUGGUGGAGUGGAACCUUUCCUAGAAUUCCUCUCUGCCCCUAGCUUCAGAUGCCUGUCGGAAUAGGACCAUGCUUUCCCAGAGUUGCUUAAUGAAAUACUUAGAUGCACUCACUCAUUCUUGAGGUGUUUGUCUUUGGUUCAUUUAUCCUGCACUUUUAUGUAUUUUCUCAGCAAAAAAGAACUACUGUUGGAAGUAGGGUCUUAUAGAAAUAGAUAUAUGGAAAAGAUAGAUCCUGCCCUACUGAUAGAAGUUGCUGUUUUGGAUAGGUUGGGUUAGGCUAAGUAGUAGGAGGGACCAGAAGAAAUUUAACCCUUUUUAGAAAGCUGUGAUUUGCUGCCACCCACAUCAUGAUCCUUCUUAUUUCGUGAAAGAAAGGAAUGACAACUGGUUGAUUGACGUUUAGUUCUUGGAGGAACAGCAACCUUGGGAUAGCUUUGUGGCUCAAGGAAGCAACUCUCCCCACAGAUUAUUCAGUCAAAUACAUCAUGGCCAUGGGAACACCAAUAUAAGUUUUUACAAAAUUUCUCCAGAUUGUUUCAGAGGUUCUCUUGCCAGAUAUCCUAUGACUUCAGGACAGCAAGGCCUAAAAUGUUAAAACCUCUGUUUUUGUAAAUAUUACAUGAUUUAGAUUUGAUUCCCACAUAAAAUGCUUUUAAAAUUACUUUUCUGAAGUAUCUUAGUGAUGCUAUAAUUAUAAAAGUUUUAGAAUUCUGCCAUAUAGUGCCUUAUUCCUGUGGUAACAUUUUCUAUGAACUUUUGAAUUCACUGUUAAUUAUUAUAUAGAAUUUAAAGAAUUGCUAACCAAAAAAAAAAUCUUUCAAAGAAAGUUUGAGAUUUUAAUGCUUUCUGAUUGGCUUGAUCAUUUAGUAGCUAUUUGACUAUUAAGGUAACAACAUAGACUUCACAACAGUGUAAAUUUAUAUUUCAGAAAAAUACCAAAUAACUAAGCUAUUUAAAUACACAAGCUGUUAUCAUUUAGCAUGUAAUCAAUAUAAAAAAUUAUCAAGUGUUACAUUUUUUUUUCAGACUUCGAAAUCUGCUAUGUGUUCUAUAUUUAACAGCCCAUCUGUAUUUGGAAUAGCCACAUUGUAAGUGCUUAAGAGUUAGGCGACCACUGGCUACUGUACUGAAUAUGAAUAGUAGGGGUCUGAAUGACUUUACUCUGAGAAUCUUUUUGACUCCUAUCUUUAUCUGUACCUGGAUAUUUCUGAAGACCUUGUAAUUACGUUGUUAAGAUUAUUGGAUCUCUUUCAAAGUUGAUUUAACUAUUAAACGUGCACAAUACUUGUCUUAUGUUAUUAUUAAAAUUGAGUAGUAUCUUAAAACUUUAAAUAUCUUUAAAAGGUUGAGGAUGUCGAGAAUCUCUUUAUGUGCAUUCACAGACAGCACUGGCUUUCAUUAUGAUUAUAGUUUUUUGGUGAGGGCACACAGGCUUUGAUUAACUGGUCAGUCUCAGGAGUCGGUAUGUUUGUAAGCUCUUACCUACUUGUCAGUAUGAACCAUGAGCAGUUCUGAUGAGUAAGUUCUAGUCAGAUUUUUCCCCUGGGGUUGAGUUCUUUGGGGGCAUUUUCAUGAAUGUUAUACCGUCUAGCUAUAGUUGACUUUUUGCCAUGACCAUUAAGCUUGUCCAUAAGACCCUCUGUCACAAAAUGGGAGUACUCUGCAAAAUGCAGCAUGAGAGGCAGCAGUAAGUCAGGUCUGCCAUAUCUUGAGUUAGAUGCAGUUUUGCUUGCCUAGGGAUUCUGUGCUGAAAUGCCAUGGUGAAUGGAGUCAGGUAAGUGGUGGAGUUAGUAUUUAAGGUUGGUCUGCACACUGGGAAAGAGGACAAUAUGCACUUCUGCUUUAGGAUUCCCAAGCAGGGAUUCCUGAGCCAGUGAUUCUUGAUCAAAUUUUUUACUUCAGGUGAAAAGACUGCUCUGGUAUUUUUAAGAAUUCUUCCCAAUUCUGGUUCAUAGAAUAAAACUGCCUGGUUCAGCUAGGCUCUGAUCCUUGAUUUUCACAGCAAAGUUUUAUGGAUUCCUUAAAGUCCUUUGUACCUCCAGAACUUGGCUCUUGACUAAUCCAUACCCUUUGACUUUCAGGCUUCUAUCUCUUCCUUUGGAUUUUAAAAAACUCAACUUUUGACACUCAAAACUGAACAAAAAUGUUUGUAAUAUCCUCAUUGUCUCUUACUCCUGAAGAAGCACUUUUCAUCAAGUCUUAUAGCAAAUUCCCAUAAGCAAUUGGGAACAUAAGAAAUUAAGUACCAGGAAUGAAAAAUAUAGCAGUUAGUAAUUCAAAAUUGCAUUUUUAAAACUCAUCAGUGAUUAGAAAGCACUGAGGCUGAAGUAUAUAAGUAACUGCAGUCUCUCUUUUUCAUUCUUAGCUUUAUGUUGGUUGUCUUCGAAAGUCUUCACACACUGAAGAACAGUGUGUGGCUGUUACUUAAACUAGAAUGCAGGGUUAAUAAAAGUGUUGGUUCAUUUAUUCAGCACAUAUCUAUUAAAUAUUUGAUAAUUGUAAGAUAUUGCAUAUAAAUUGAUGGGGAAAUGAUAGCUAUGAAGUUUAUGGUUCAGUAUUAGUAGCAAAAAGGUUGGUAAUCAGUUAUAAUAGAGCAAACAAGUAAUGUGGGUGUUUGAAAUCCAUAGUUUUUGAAUAAGCAUUUGUGUCAGAUGUCACAAGGAAUAAGGUCAUUACAGUCAUGGGAAAAACCCUUUGUUGGUGAUGUAAUGGUUUCAUGCCUUGUGCCAGGCCACAGCAAAGGUGAGAACAGAUGGAAGUGUCCUAUAAGUUCCAGGAUUGCAGUAGAGCCAGCCAGCCAGAUUUGUUAGUCUCUUUUCAGAAGGCUGUUUCCUCAGUUAGCACAGUGUUAUAUUUCUAACCUUCACUACUUUUUGAAAGCAGCUUUACUUUAAGUUGCAAAUUCUACACAACAAAAGCACCCAUUAUAAAUUUGCUACCUGAUGAUUCUGGACAGAUGUACAUACCUGUAUAACCAUGACCACAACCAAAGUAGAGAACAUUCACAUCACCCUCAAAACUUACCUCAAGUCCCUUUAUAGUGGGUUGCUACCCAUUUACCCUCAAGCCCAGGCAGCCACUAAUAUGUUUUAUGUUCUGUUUAUAGGUGAAAUUUGGUAUUAUUCUAUUUAUCUAAGUCUUAUUUUGCUCAGCGUAAUAUUUGUGGGAAGUAUCCACAUUGUUUGCUCAGUAGUGUUCCAUUGUAUGAAUAAAUAUACCACACUUUGUUAUCUUUCUAUUGGUGGGGGACUGGGCUAUUUUUAGUUUGGGGCUAUUAUGAAUAAAAUGGUUAUAAACAUUUGUA